GCGCAACAGUGACGUUACAUCCGCUGUUACUGUUGACAUGAGAGCGCUUCCGGACGUGUUGUUCACUGGCGGAUUUCAUGACAACGUUUAAUGAAACUAUAUCAGCACGCGCGUGUAUUUAUGAUUUCAUGAAUAGUUCUAUGUGUUGAUGUGUGUAGCAGCGCACGUGCCGUCAGUGGCGGUCGGUUAGUUCGUGAAAGAGAACGUCAUCAGAUCCGCUCGAGAUAACCGAUCACAGUCACAUCAGUGAAGAUGAUGAAGAGGAGACGCAGAGCGAGUAAACGAGUGAAGACGAUAUCUGUGAAUGACCACACAGCAGACAGACACGAGGAGACAGGUCGAGUGAGCAGUGAAUUCUGUCGGCUGUGUCACGGCAAGUUCUCCUCGCGCAGACUGCGCGCGGCGUUUGCUCAGCUUCAGGGAGACUCGUGCAGUGUUUAUCCUCUCUUCUCUACAGACUUCCAGCAGCUCUUAGGAAUCCGCAUGAACAGAGAUCCCAGUCUGUCUCAGUUCAUCUGUAACAAGUGUCACGCUCAGUUCUACAAGUGUCACAGCAUCCUUCUGGACUUCAGGAACAGAGUCAAUCUAACACCCAGAGACAAGAGCAACACCACAUACGCCUCAGCAAAAGAAGACACCACUUUAUUCACAUCAUCCUCAUCACACAUAACGUCGGACCGCAGGUGUCUGUACAGUCUGGUGUCGUGGGCUCACAGUCACGCUGAAGGCUGUCGUUCAUGUCCUGACCUGCAGGAGGUGCUGGAGGGUCAGUGUCGGGGGACUCUCAGGGUCAUGUGGGGAUGUGUAGAUGGUCACACACACGUGAUGGACACCAGCGAACAAACCCAACCCGUGCUUGAGAACCGCCAGUCCACAUCUGACCAUGCCGCUCCUGCUCACAAUGACGGCACAGAAGAGCUACAGCGCUGUGACCAGCUGAUGACGAUGAUGGACAGAGAUGAUGAGGAUGUUGCAGACAGUGAACUGUCAGACAGGAAGUGUCUGAGCGAAGAUGAAGAGUGUGAAGACCAGAGGAAGAGCGUCUCGUCUGAGGAGAGCUCUGAUCUCAACAUUGACACACGUUCUUCACAGAGGAAUAACAGUAAAGAGCACAAGACGCUGGAAACUAAAGUCAGGAGGAAACCUGGACCAAAGCCUGGCUGGAAGAAGAAUAUUAAAGCCGAACGAGAGGAGCUUCCCACCAUCUACAAGUGUCCUCAUCAGGGCUGUACAGCGGUUUAUAGAGGAGCUGAUGGCAUGAAGAAACACAUUAAAGAACAUCACGAGGAGGUUCGUGAAAGACCGUGUCCUCAUCCGGGCUGUAAUAAAGUCUUCAUGAUCGACAGAUAUCUGCAGAGACACGUCAAACUCAUCCACACAGAGGUGAGGAACUACAUCUGUGAUGAGUGCGGUCAGACGUUUAAGCAGAGGAAACAUCUGUCGGUUCAUCAGAUGAGACACUCUGGAGCCAAACCUCUGCAGUGUGAGGUGUGUGGCUUUCAGUGCCGUCAGCGGGCUUCUCUCAAGUAUCACAUGACCAAACACAAGGCGGAGGCUGAUCUGGAGUUCGCCUGUGCCAUAUGUGCCAAGCGCUUUGAGAAAGCUCACAAUCUGAAUGUGCACAUGUCAAUGGUUCAUCCUCUCCUGCAGGGAGGCAGUAUCGCCAUACCUUCAGAUUCAUCCGCUCAGCAAACGGACUUGGGACCGCAACAGAGUGACUUAAGCCCAUCAGACAUGAGCUGUGUGCUGGAGAGUCUCCACGCCGUAUAAUCCUUCUCAUCAGUAUUCAUCUCAACCAGGAGUGCCCGAACCGUGUCCUGCAGAGUUGAGCUCUAACCCCAAUCAAACACACCUGAACACUUAAUCCAGAUCUCUUCAGACAGGUGCGAUGAGGCAAGUGUGAGCCAAACUCUGCAGGACACCGGCCCUUCAGGAUCUAAACGCACACAUUAUCAGCUCUGUUUUAAACAUCACCUCACACACAAGCUGAAGUCUCUUCACACUGGAUGUGUAGUUCAUGGGAAUAAAGUUCAUGUCAUAUCUCUUCAA
Molecule: messenger RNA, 2049 nt
Organism: Triplophysa rosa
Lineage: Eukaryota; Metazoa; Chordata; Actinopteri; Cypriniformes; Nemacheilidae
Gene: znf276
Product: zinc finger protein 276
Exons: 11
Coding region: 253-1770 (505 amino acids)
Biological process (GO): regulation of transcription by RNA polymerase II
Cellular component (GO): chromosome; kinetochore; nucleus
Molecular function (GO): chromatin insulator sequence binding; zinc ion binding
Source: RefSeq, a predicted model, not a curated record